UGCGCAUGCUCUGUUCCUGCUACGUGAAGUACGUAGCUUUGCGCCGUUUGCGGCCGUGGCGGCGGGCAGGGCCUGAGCGGUGCGACGCCGCGUGACUCAGCGAAAAUGAAGAAUUUAUACAUUUUCAUUGCUGUCCUGUUCAUCCCGUGGGGUUUUUCUUUGGCCAAGUACGAUGAAUUUGAAGAUGGAGAUGACAUUAUGGAAUACGAUGACAAUGACUUUGCUGAAUUUGAAGAUGUUAAUGAAGACGCAGUCACAGAAUCCCCUCAGAGGAUCAUCACUACAGAAGAUGAUGAGGAAGAAGCCACUGUAGAGCUUGAAGGUCAAGAUGAGAAUCAGGAGGACUUUGAUGACACAGAUGCACAGGAAGGUGACACUGAGAGUGAGCCUUAUGACGAUGAGGAGUUUGAAGGCUAUGAAGAGAAACCAGAUGCAUCUCCUGGCAAAAAUAAAGACCCCAUAACAAUAGUUAAUGUCCCUGCUCACCUUCAGAACAGCUGGGAGAGUUAUUACAUGGAGAUCCUGAUGGUAACAGGUCUGCUUGCUUAUAUCAUGAAUUACAUCAUUGGGAAGAACAAAAACAACCGUUUGGCUCACGCGUGGUUCAAUACUCACAGGGAGCUGCUGGAAAGCAAUUUUGCUCUUGUUGGGGAUGAUGGCACUAAUAAAGAAGCUACAAGCACUGGGAAACUAAAUCAAGAAAAUGAACACAUUUAUAACUUGUGGUGCUCUGGAAGGGUGUGCUGUGAAGGAAUGCUCAUCCAGCUCAAGUUUCUCAAGAGGCAAGACCUGCUGAACGUCCUUGCACGUAUGAUGAGGCCAGCUUGUGACCAAGUGCAAAUAAAAGUAACGAUGAAUGAUGAUGAUAUGGACACCUACGUGUUUGCUGUCGGAACGAGGAAAGCACUGGUGCGACUUCAGAAGGAGAUGCAGGACCUGAGUGAGUUCUGUAGUGAUAAACCCAAGUCUGGUGCAAAGUAUGGGCUUCCAGAUUCCCUGGCUAUCUUGUCGGAGAUGGGGGAGGUCACAGAGGGAAUGAUGGACGCAAAGAUGAUACAUUUCCUCACGCACUAUGCUGACAAGAUCGAGUCCGUCCAAUUCUCGGACCAGUUCUCCGGUCCAAAACUUAUGCAAGAGGAGGGUCAGCUUACAAAACUGCCCGAAACUAAAAAGACACUUUUGUUUACAUUUAAUGUGCCUGGUUCAGGCAAUACUUCCCCAAAGGAUAUGGAGUCUUUGCUGCCUCUGAUGAGCAUGGUUAUCUACUCUAUUGACAAAGCAAAGAAGUUCCGUCUGAACAGAGAAGGUAAGCAGAAAGCUGAUAAGAACAGGGCCCGUGUGGAGGAGAACUUCCUUAAACUGACUCAUGUGCAGAGACAGGAAGCCGCCCAGUCCCGUCGAGAGGAGAAGAAACGAGCAGAGAAGGAGCGAAUCAUGAAUGAGGAGGAUCCAGAAAAACAGCGUCGGCUGGAGGAAGCUGCGUUGCGGCGUGAACAGAAGAAGCUUGAGAAGAAGCAGAUGAAGAUGAAGCAAAUCAAAGUGAAAGCUAUGUGACUUCACUGUGAGAAGCCUGUCUCUUCGCCACCUGCAGAAUUUGAAUUCACGGGGUGCAAAGACCUCCUUAACUCCACAGUCCUACAAUUCUUUGAACACUACUAGCCAUUAAGGGAAACGUUCCCUGCGUUGGUGUUACUUACUUAAGUAUUACAGCGACAUUGCAGGUUUAUGUACAGGGCUUUGUCUCAGCAGUUUUAUUCCAGGUGGUAUAAAUUUUUGCUACUUGUUUGGGAAAAAAAAAUGCAAUAUUCUUGAACGCUCUUUGUCAUUUAUUCUUCAAAAACAUGAGAUUGUAAACAUGUCCGUGUAUGCUGGUAACAUUAAUGCUUUGGUUUUAAACUUUGGUUUUAGCUGUUAGGAAGGAAGAGAGGAUUUCUUAAAUUAAGGGGAAGAAAACUGCACAACAAGCAUUUACUGUGCAUUUAUUUGCAUCAAGCUUUUAAAGGCACAAAACUCAAAGCCUUCCAUACACAAUAUGGAUACUUCAGGGAUUUAAGCCCAGUAGAACAGAAACUAUUUUUCUUUUCUUUACAAAUAAGGUACUGGUUCACCUGUAAGCAUGAUAGGUAACGUAGGUGGUUAGAUACCAGGGAAUGGAGUAUGUGAGCAUCGUUUCCUACUUGUGGUUUUGAAUGCUGCGACCUUAAUACAAUGUAAAAUUGUAAUGUCGGCGUCGUGUUUCUUUAGGAGUGCAUGGUGAGUUGAGCAGCUUCAACUAGCCUUCCUGGAAUAUUUUAACUGUAAAAACUUGCCUCAAGAACAUUUCUCUUGGUCUUAGCAGCUGCUGCAUAAUUCACUUCAGCAAGAAGCUAGGUUCGGUGAAGUAUCUGCAAUUCAAUUUCCCCAAGGAAGUGAAAACGUUCCAGAGGACGUCUCGUCUUGUCUGAUAAGCAGUCAUUUCAGGUUUUUAGUAUAAGUGGGGGGAAGUGAAUGCCCUUGUGCAAACACUUCACUGAGAGAGCUCUGCAUUUUAUAAAUGCUUCCAGUCAGAAGGCAUUACAUUGUUGCUGUGACAGACUUCUUACAGUUUUGUGGGGAAACAGUGUCUUGCAUUUUCUUGUUCAAUGAUUUGUGCAAACUUUGUUCUUAGGCAAUAAGAAUGAUCUGCUGUUGAAACAACACUUGCUUAAAGCUCUUGUUCCAGCAUGGGGGUACUUCACAUGGAUUUAAAUGCAAAAGUCUGUAACCUGAUCCAUGCAAAUAUGUGAAAUUUUAUAAUGGUUGGUAAAGUUAAUUUAAAACCAAAACUAAGGUAGAUCAUGUGAAAUUUUAGCACUAUUUAGCUUUGAAGAUUUAAUAUGAUUGUGUUUCAAAAGGUUCUUUGAAAAGAAAUAUGGUUUGUGCUCUCUUGAAGAAGCGGACAGCUUUCCCCAAGUCCCAUGGCAGCUAAUUUUGUAAUUUGAACAUUCAAUGAACUACCUAAUGAAGAGUAAAGGAUCAUUGAAACACUC
Molecule: messenger RNA, 3008 nt
Organism: Lagopus leucura (white-tailed ptarmigan)
Lineage: Eukaryota; Metazoa; Chordata; Aves; Galliformes; Phasianidae
Gene: CCDC47
Product: coiled-coil domain containing 47
Exons: 13
Coding region: 106-1554 (482 amino acids)
Biological process (GO): endoplasmic reticulum calcium ion homeostasis
Cellular component (GO): endoplasmic reticulum
Molecular function (GO): calcium ion binding
Source: RefSeq, a predicted model, not a curated record